CCCCAUUUAUUAUAUAUAAAAAGGGUGACCCCUUCUCAUCCAUUAUUUCCAUCAACAUAAUUCACCACAUCAUUCCAAACACUACUCUCUCUUUUUAAAACCUUUAGCCCUUUGUUACAUUUUUGUUUGAGAAAAUUUAGAAGAAGAAUGGGUGAGGGAAGAGGCAGUGCAAUGGUGUGUGUUGUGAUGGUUUGUAUGUUGUUGAUGCUUCAAUAUUCUCACAUGGCUCAUGCUGCAGUCUAUACUGUUGGAGGUGCUCAAGGCUGGACCUUCAAUGUUGCCUCUUGGCCCAAGGGAAAGCGUUUUCGCGCCGGAGAUACACUUGUAUUCAACUACAGCCCAUCAGCACACAAUGUGGUGGGUGUGAACAGAUUGGGUUACAGUAGGUGCAUUACUCCAAGAGGUUCCAAAGUUUUUCAGACAGGAAAAGAUCAAAUCAAGCUUGUGAAGGGACAAAAUUUCUUCAUUUGCAAUAUUCCUGGCCAUUGUCAAGGUGGAAUGAAGAUUGCCGUUAAUGCAAUUUAAUUAAAAUAUCCCUAAUUCCUAUAUAUAUUUACCAUCUCAUCUAAGAGUUUUGUCUAUUUUUUGGAUCAAAUUUUAAUUAUGAUUAAGUUUAUUGAUUACUAAUGCUUAAUCAUAUUAAGUUUGGUUGAUGAUUUAGACAACUCUAAUGGAAUAAUAUUGAGUACUCUUUUUCUAGUUUAAAGUGUGUGCUAAUUAGUUUGCUUUGAGUUUUAGUUUGUUUGUGAGAAUGUUUUUGCUUCACAUGUACCGUAUGGAAUAAAAUUAAAUACACCAACUUCUACUUCUUCUAU
Cucumis sativus (cucumber) is the source of this 815-nucleotide messenger RNA. RefSeq names its product basic blue protein-like. Gene Ontology annotation, cellular component: plasma membrane. The transcript has 2 exons. The record is from RefSeq and is a predicted model, not a curated record. The coding region runs from base 148 to 525 and encodes 125 amino acids. NCBI's taxonomy places the organism in Eukaryota, Viridiplantae, Streptophyta, Magnoliopsida, Cucurbitales, Cucurbitaceae. Gene Ontology annotation, molecular function: electron transfer activity.